GAUGCGGUCCUUGAAUACUGUGCUGUUGAGUUGUCAGCCCAGCCUUCAACAUGAACAAUCACUCACCGUGAACCCAUUGUAGCUGACAAUCCAGGAGAUGCUCGUUGACCUCAAGAUCCAUCAGUUCCAUAACGAGAACGACAUCCUGAAGCGCUUCUUCCGGAUCUAUUCAGACCAUCCCGACUUCGCGCUCCGCCUCCGCCACCGCAUCGCGGGUCUCCUCCUGGCAGCUAACACGCCUGCUUAUCUCAACGGCUUUCUUACCUACAUCUUGGAACAUGUCAACAAACAUCUUGAAGAGCUUGGACUGCCCACGUUUUGCAAGGACGACCCGGCAUAUUGGCAAAUCGUGAAAACGAUUGCGGCGCACGAGAUUGCGCAGCUAAGAUCUGCUUUCAGGGGAAGGCUCGACCUCUCGAUCAAGAACAAUACCGACAUCUAUGGGCUCGCAGCUCAGGUCAUGAUGUACGACAUGAAGGCGAAGAAGGAACACUGGGGCCGACUGGCAUUCUUGCGUCACUGCGCGGUCACAUGGGAGACGUUACCUACGAGCAAGAUCAACGAGCAGGGCAAGAAGGUCAAGGUCAAGAGGCCCUCCUUCUGGGCAUAUGUGGAUUCCGAGCUCAAGAACAUCCGCAUUGCGAGUGCUGCUAACAACGCCGAUGAAGAAACCCGCAAGGAGAAUCAAGCGAGUUUCUUCAAGGCGAUUCUCAAUGCUGAUCUCAAGACCUACACUACAUCGAGCGGAGAAUAUGCCCGAGUAUAUCGCCCUGGCGAUUUGCUCACGCGCAACCAGCGCUUGGGGGAGGACAUCGCAGCGGCCUUUGAUGUUGAUGACACUGGUGCUCCCCCGAAGGCGAUGGAGGAGGUCGCUGAACCCGGGGAAGACGAGUAAAGUCCUCUUGUUUGAAUCCGUGACCACUGUAUGUUCGUAUAGUACAGUGAAUGAAAGCCGUCUCUGCUCGCA
Messenger RNA from Fomitopsis serialis, 967 nucleotides. RefSeq lists its product as uncharacterized. Bases 98 to 895 code for a protein of 265 amino acids. The transcript has 6 exons. Lineage: Eukaryota; Fungi; Basidiomycota; Agaricomycetes; Polyporales; Fomitopsidaceae. The record is from RefSeq and is a predicted model, not a curated record.